Aspergillus fischeri NRRL 181 is the source of this 915-nucleotide messenger RNA. RefSeq lists its product as uncharacterized. The coding region runs from base 1 to 915 and encodes 304 amino acids. The record is from RefSeq and is a predicted model, not a curated record. NCBI's taxonomy places the organism in Eukaryota, Fungi, Ascomycota, Eurotiomycetes, Eurotiales, Aspergillaceae. The transcript has a single exon.
AUGGGCCAGCCAACCCACAUUAUCGACCCAGAAGGCGAAGCGAUAAUAGUAUUAAGCAAUCCAAAUGCUCCCUUCGCAGAGCUGAGUGAAGAUAUGAUCCCUCGCGAGUCAACUCAUCCGCUCCUGGACGCAAGAGAUAACAUCAAAAGUCCCGCCGACGAGAUUAAAAUGCCAGAAGAUGACGUGGAAGAGCCUAUGGAGCCUCUCAGCAAGAAGAAGAAGAUGAGGAAGAAAAAUAAGAAAAGGAGAUCUAGUCCUUGUUAUGAUGAUCCCAUUCCUCUUGAACCUCCCCAACAGCCAAUCGAGGAGCCUGUCGUUGAAGAGGCCGCUCCUGAAUGGCCAACUACCGGAUGGACCGUUGCCGAAGAACCCGCUGUUGAAGAACCCGUUGUUGAAGAACCUGCGGAAACUGGAGUCGCUGGGCGGCUGGAUCAAAAUUAUUUCCGCAUCCAAGUAUCCGCGAAGCAUUUAAUCCUUGCCUCGUCUUUCUUCAAGAAAUUACUCAAGGGUGCUUGGCAGGAAAGCCUUACUUACCUGCAAAAAGGCUCAGUCGAGAUUACUGCGGAUACCUGGGAUCUCGAAGCUCUCUUAAUCCUUCGCGUUAUUCAUGGCCAAUACUACCAUGUACCGCGGAAGAUCACCCUUGAGACGCUUGCGAAAGUUGCUGUUCUAGCCAACUACUAUGACUGCAGGGAGGCUCUAGACAUCCUGGCGAAUAUAUGGAUAAACGCUCUGGAGGAAACUAUCCCUAAAUCAUAUUCUCAGGAUUUGAUUUUGUGGCUAUGGAUUUCAUGGUUUUUCCAGCUUCCUGCACAAUUCAGAGAAGCUACCUCAACUGCCAUGUCGUGCAGUAACAAUCGGAUUGAUAAUCUGGCGCUUCCGAUCCCCGAUAAUAUCAUCAGUAAGGAUCCAUAA